Messenger RNA from Saprolegnia parasitica CBS 223.65, 372 nucleotides. RefSeq lists its product as hypothetical. Lineage: Eukaryota; Oomycota; Saprolegniomycetes; Saprolegniales; Saprolegniaceae. Bases 1 to 372 code for a protein of 123 amino acids. The record is from RefSeq and is a predicted model, not a curated record. The transcript has a single exon.
AUGGUGCUCAAGUGCCCCAACAGCGGCCGGUGGAUGGCUGCCGAGACCACGUACCUGCACCUGCUCUACGUCUGCUUCAUGACCGGCCUUAUCGACGCCCACGGUCGCUGCCUCCGCGACUUCAUCGCUGACGCGCUCCAGUGCGAGCCGCGGCGCGUCUACAAGUUUGUGGCCGUCACGUACCUCAACUUUCCCAGCCGCCUGCGCUGCUCGCCCAAGCCGCGGCACGAGCUCACGGCCAACGACGUCCAGUGCCUCGUCGCCCUUGAAGCCGCCCAGCGCGAUUUCUUCAACGCGCUGGAAGUCAAGCUCGACCGACGCGCGGCGCGCGAGCCGGCGCUGGACCUCAACUGGGAUAUCUUGGAUGUAUAA